Molecule: messenger RNA, 1549 nt
Organism: Phaedon cochleariae (mustard beetle)
Lineage: Eukaryota; Metazoa; Arthropoda; Insecta; Coleoptera; Chrysomelidae
Source: the annotation of a GenBank genome assembly
CCGAUCAGUUGGAAUGAUGAUUUGACUGUAGUCACAUGAAUUUUCGUGGUGUUAGUCAAGGUUGUAGAUAUAUUUCGGGAACGCAUAAUAGAUAUAUACAGAAUAGCAAUUGUUACAAUCGACAAAAGCCAAUGUGUUCAUCAGCAAUCGAUAGGGGAUGUGAUCUUAGGAACACGAAAUAUCUCUUAGUUUGAACCAAAUGAUCCAGGGAAGAUGUCGGCUAUGGAAUCUAACCCUUUGCGCCCUAGCUUUCCUUUUCAUAUACAACCUAAUUCUCACCAUGAAACUUGUCUAUUCCCCGGAAUGCCAUAAACACCAAACGCCAGUCGUGAAACCUGUGAAGCCGGCAAGGCAAAAAUGCGAACCAAUAGGAACCAACCAAAACACUCGGACUUUCAACCUGGAUUUAACUUUGGGGAGAUGGGACAACGCUCAGAGAUACAAAUUAUUCGACAAUAUUCUAGUAGGUGACAGAUUCGCCCCAUUGAACGACCUUUACAAGACCUGCCUAGCAACGCAGAGUUCCCUGGACAAGCUCCCCUCUCUCGCAGAAGUAGCUAGUCAUUGGUCUGGACCCAUUUCCCUGGCACUUUUUGCCGCCAGUGGGCCAGAAUUGGACGCUUUGCUGUCGUACGUAGCGUAUCUGAGGAAGUGCGACCAAGGCAUUAGAGACAGAGUGAGCUUUCAUCUAGGCAUGGCCAGAGAAAGGCUGCCGAGAACCUUCGACUUGGAUGAGGAUAAGUUGGAGGAGAUGGAUUGCAGGAAACCGUUAGAGGUGUUACGCAACCUGUACGAGGCCUCCACCAUGACAGCCUCCCGAUGGCGAACCAAAUUAGCCUACCCCCAAAACCAUCUUCGCAACCUGGCGAGAAAGAACUGCCAGUCGAAACACGUUUUUCUCACUGACGUAGAUAUCGUGCCAAGCCGGGGCGCAGCCGAGGGGUUGGACGUUUUUCUGGAGCAGGCAAAGUGUCCGGGAGAUGGAAAAUGUGCCUACGUGGUGCCAACAUACGAAAUUGACGAGAGAGUCCGCUUUCCGAGGAAUAAGAGCGAGUUGGUUCGAUUGGCGGAGAAGGGACUGGCUAGACCCUUUCACCACAAGGUGUUUAUUUAUAACCAGUACGCAACGAAUUUUACUAGGUGGCAAGCACAUAGCAACGACGGACCUAACAUCCAUAUCAGUCAUCCAGUGACGAAUUUUGAGUUCCUUUACGAGCCAUUUUAUAUCGCUCCUGAUACAGUGCCACCACAUGACGAACGAUUCGUUGGUUAUGGAUACACGAGAAACAGUCAAGUGUACGAAAUGUUCGUAGCAGGGUACGAAUUCCUGGUGCUGUCCCCUAUUUUCACCUGCCACUGGGGCUUGCAGGUGAAACGAUCCAGACCUCCCUGGCGAGAGCACCAGAACAACCUCAACAGGAAGCAGUUCGACGCUUUCAAGAGGGAGAUUUUCGCCAAAUACAACAAGGACCCGCUCAAUAUGAUGGCCAAUCAUAAGACAUGAUUUUUAUCGAUCGAAAGUUUGUAAAUAAACCAUUUCCGAAAUGUA